Messenger RNA from Pieris napi, 1221 nucleotides. RefSeq lists its product as uncharacterized. The coding region runs from base 1 to 1221 and encodes 406 amino acids. NCBI's taxonomy places the organism in Eukaryota, Metazoa, Arthropoda, Insecta, Lepidoptera, Pieridae. The record is from RefSeq and is a predicted model, not a curated record. The transcript is spliced from 2 exons.
AUGCAAAAAAGAAAUCGGUCUCCCGAAGAAAAAGACUCAAGGAGUCAUCACGCCAAAAAGACACAGCGACGAGAGGCAAUUAUUAACAAACGCCGAGGAAUAAAUACUCCUGAACAAAAUACCUCAUCGAAUAUAGAGACAAACAACAGCUUUGCUUUGUUAGACGUGGAACUAGGAGAAGCUACAGUCAAGAGAACACCCAAACCACCACCAAUAAUUUUGUAUGGUGUUGAUGACCUUGCAAAACUCACCCAACUCAUCGAAGAAGUUAUUGAAAAGAAUGAUUACACCUAUAAAAUAGUAUCCAAAAACCAGCUUAUAAUCUCGUCUAACACGGUUGACAAAUAUAAGAUUCUGAUCGAGCACAUAAGAAGUAAAGGGCUUAUAGGUCACACAUUUACACGUAAAGACCAAAAAUGUAUGAGAAUUGUUAUUAAACAUCUUCACUUCAGCACACCUAAAGAUGCCAUUAUAGAAGCAGUAGAAAAAACUGGAAACAAAGUACAAGGAGAAAUAGUUACUGCCCGGAAACAAGGAACCAAAGAGCCCCUAAAUACAUUUUUAUGCGUAAAGUGUGCUGGGGCACAUAAAACUACUACGUGCACAAUAAAUGAUAACACUCCAGCAGUAUGCGCACUAUGCUCAGGAAGCCACCCUGCUAGCUACAAAGGAUGCCAGGUGUAUAGGGAAGUCCUAGCAAGAAAGAAAAUUGGAAACAAGUUUCAGCCAUAUCCAAAAUCAAAAACCACUCUAGAAGUGCGUACUAAGAACUCUGAAAAUAAUGAGCCCCCAAAUGACACGGAUGUGAUAGUCAUUGAGCCUGAUAAUCACUCCAAGACUACCCAACCGAAACAUCGGCUACCAAGCGUAAAAGAAUCCCUGGGACCCUAUAGUGAAGCUCCCAAAAAUUCAACCAAAACUGUAGCAUACCAUACAGAGACACAAAAAUCAUACACGCGAGAUAACACUGACCAAACGAAACAACAGAUACACAGGAAAGACAAAGUUGACCAUAUAGAUUCACAGAGAACAAAUACGGAAAACCACGUUGACCAUGAGUCACAAAGAACAUACCUGAGAAAAAUAGAACUCGGGCAAGAAAAUAGAUUCAGUCUAGAAGCACUUAUAGUGAAACAGACUGAAAGAAUCGACCAACUCAUUUCACAACUCAGCACAAUGAUGAACCUCAUCAUGACAAUCAUCAGUAGGCUUCCACAAUGA